AUGACAGGCAUAAAGAAAUAUGCCCUCGUAGACACCUCCAGACCUCCAAUGACAAAUUGGGCAUCAGGGGAGGAGAAAAUCGCAUCUAUGAGGAUGCCGACAAUUAUUUCAAAGGCUAAGUCAGCGUCAAUAACAUUUGUCCAUAGGCCUAUUGCGGAGGUCGCUUCUCCAGGUCAUGUUCAUUCACUUCUCGCUGAACAGAGGGAUGAAGGUCCCGCUGUACAGAGGGGUGAAGUUCUUCAGCAAAAGCGUCAGGCAAAGAGGAAGGCUUUCCUGGAAGAAACUACUAAGAACUUCUCAAUAGGUUACAUCAUGGCAAAGCAUAUUGACGUUGCUUUUGACGAUGAAGAGGAGAUCAAUGUUCUUCCCAUUGAGCAGCAACUCACAUUUUGGAGAAAUUCUGCUAAAUUUCUCAAGCGACUUCUUGUUGCUACAAAGCAGACCAAGAGCAAAUAUUGUAAAGAAUUCAUGAUUGAGAUCAACAGGCUUAACAGGAUAAUUGAAAAAUGUGGAAGACAUGAUGAGGUUAUAGACCCGGUGCUGCUUAAGUCAAAUAUCAAACAGAAAAUUGCAAAUGAAAUUAGGAAGAAGCGACAGGGAGCUCAAGAGGAACAGAAGUCCAAAACAAGCAGUGUAUAUAAGGAAGAGCCCACCAGUCAAGAACAUGUACAUAAGAUUGUUGAAGAGGAUGUAAAGCAUCUUGCUGACGAUGAGGCAAUAGAAGAGGAGCCAGUUACUUCUCCAGGGGAGGGGGUAUAUAGUAAGGUUGACCAGACUGUAGAUACUAAGGUUGAUGAUAGUGUAAAUAAGGAAGAGGAGCAUAUGCAACAUAUUGUAGAUAUGGAAGAGGAGCAUAUGGAACAUAUUGUAGAUAUGGAAGAGGAGCAUAUGGUAGAUAAGGAAGAGGAGCAUAUGGAAGAUAUUGUAGAUAAUGAAGAGGAGCGUAUGGUAGAUAAGGAAGAGGAGUAUAUGGUAGACAAGGAAGAGGAGCAUAUGGAAAAUGAAAAUUUUAUUGUAGAUAACAAAGGUUUUGAUGAGGAUACUGUUGAUAAAAGUAAAACUAGUUGA
This is a messenger RNA of Asparagus officinalis (garden asparagus), 1068 nucleotides long. RefSeq names its product Golgi integral membrane protein 4-like. The transcript is spliced from 2 exons. The coding region runs from base 1 to 1068 and encodes 355 amino acids. The record is from RefSeq and is a predicted model, not a curated record. NCBI's taxonomy places the organism in Eukaryota, Viridiplantae, Streptophyta, Magnoliopsida, Asparagales, Asparagaceae.